This is a messenger RNA of Trypanosoma conorhini, 399 nucleotides long. RefSeq lists its product as uncharacterized. The transcript has a single exon. The coding region runs from base 1 to 399 and encodes 132 amino acids. Lineage: Eukaryota; Euglenozoa; Kinetoplastea; Trypanosomatida; Trypanosomatidae. The record is from RefSeq and is a predicted model, not a curated record.
AUGCUCGCUGCAACCUGCACGGCGCAGGCGCAGCUGGGGGCUUGGCGCAUCUUUUGCGGUGGCGCGUCCGCCAGCAUGCACAGCGUCCGAGUGGACGUGACGCCGUUGGCCACCUACGGCAAACCCCGACCUCAGGCUUACGGUUCUGCUUCCCGACACUGCGCUUGGCGCGUAACCGACGCUGACGACCGAAAGCCCUGGCGCGGUUCUCCGGAACGCGGAAAGACGGCGGGCAUUGCACGCAACCCACACUGCCCGCAGUUUGGGGCGUCUUAUCUUGCUCCUGUCAUGGGCGCUUGGAGGACCGCAUGGGUAACAUACUUCCCACGGAGAUCCAGUGACUUGCCUCGGCACGGGCGCGACUUCACACGGUUCUGGCGCGCUGCCGCUUCUGGCUGA